AUGAUCGCUCGUGCUCGCUAUUUCAUCUACCGUGCCCAACGUGUCAUCAAGGGCAAGCAGAUUGAAGGCAUUUUGCAACCUGAAUCUUGGGUUCCGACCGAGAACGCAUUUCUGAAGAUGGAGUCGUUUACGUGGGAUAUGUACCGGAUGCUGGCGCCCGAUUUGAUGCACGAAUUCGAGCUGGGCGUGUGGAAGGGUGCCUUUGUCCACCUCAUUCGCAUAUUAUAUGCACACGGUGGCGACGCUAUCACAAACCUUAACCUCCGCUACCGUCUAUAG
Molecule: messenger RNA, 279 nt
Organism: Mycena indigotica
Lineage: Eukaryota; Fungi; Basidiomycota; Agaricomycetes; Agaricales; Mycenaceae
Exons: 3
Coding region: 1-279 (92 amino acids)
Source: RefSeq, a predicted model, not a curated record